AUGGACUCCUCAUCGAGUAGGAAGCAAGAUGAAACGCGACGACAGGCAGAAAUCCGACGGCAGAUUGCUGCUCUGCAGGCGCAAUUGAAGGACGCGUCAGAUGAAGAAGGCGCGGGCAUUAUGCCCCCCUCCACUCCGAGGAAACGGAAACAGUCACAGCAAAACUUGUUGGCUUCUGCUACUCCAUCCCCUAGUAUUUAUCUAGAGAAGCGCAAAGCGGAAGACCAUCGAGGGAAGGCAAUCGUGACAUUCCCAAAGAAUAUUGAUGGGCCGAGCUCGAGAGCCCAACAGUCGCGUCCUUCGCUAUCGUUCAAGACGAAUCCUGCUUAUACUGCGAGGCCACCUCCUGCCUCGUCGUUAACACCAGCUUCGUCGUCCGUCCUAUCCAAGCUUGCUGGCUUCGCGUCUGCUUCUACCAAACAAGAGGCCAAGGCUAUUGCUGCCCGGUCUUCUGGUUUUGCAGAGAAGCCACCGACACGAGACGAAGUGGAUGAAGAGACAGGUGCUAGGGACGAAAACUUGACAAUCGUCGAGGACUUGACUAUAGGUCCGUACGAACACAGGCCGCCGUUUGACGACCCGCACUUCAUGAAGCUAGAGCCCAGCUCCGGUAUCCGUCUCUCCUCGCGAACACUUCCUCACGACGAAUUCCAAGACUACCUUCGCGGACGUUAUUAUCUUUCACCAUCUAAGCUAUAUUCUGUCAUCCGCCUUCUACCAAACAAGCAGGGCUACGACGUGCCAGUGGAGGGCGACUGGGUUACGAUAGCUGUCGUCGCUGAACGUGGUCCGAUGAAGUAUAGUAAAGCUUCCGUCGGUAUCGGGAAGGAGGACCUCGCCGAGCACCCGAAUGGCGAAGACGACCUGGGGUCUCUUGCUCUCGGUGCCCCUCCGAAGCCAGCUAGACCGCAAUGGGGGAAAGGCAAGGCCAAAGAAGAACCAUCGAAGCCAUCAGGUAAGAAGUACAUGAACUUGAAACUUGUCGACUUCGGAUGUCGUACGAAGAGCUCAGCCACUGCGGGAAAGUCGAUCAUACGUGGUGAUGCGUUGCUCUCGCUUCUUUUAUUUGAGUCCGAUCGCGUGGAGGAGGUCACGCAAGAGGAUGGGAAGAAGGAAAAGGUAUAUCGAGGCGGUAGUCGUGGCGCAUUCGAGAGGCUGUCGAAGCUCAAGGAAGGCACCAUCGUCGCCCUUCUCAAUCCAAAAAUCCUCAAGCCGUUCCAGCGCUCAGGAGACGCACCGCACCCAACCGACAACAUCCUGGCAUUGACACCCGAAUCCCUCCAGUCUAUUCUUGUCCUUGGACACUCGCAAGACCUCGGCAUGUGCCACGUCGUGAAGCGCGAUGGCAAGGCCUGCGGCAGCUGGUGCGACAAGCGUAUCAGCGACGUGUGCGACUAUCAUGUACAGCAUGCCGUGCAGGCCAAGCGCGCGGGGCGCGCCGAAUUCACGACGGGUACGUCUGGCAUGAGCGCGUUCGCCAAGAAGAAGCCAGCCUACGACCCGAGUAGACAGUGGGGGCUCAAACCUGACCCGGACGCCAGCACUGGCGGUGCGACGUACGUCGUUUCUGGACACAUCGUGUCGGAUCGCCGCGAGUCAGGGCUGUUUGUGAACGAGACUAUUGGGAGAGAGGCACAGGCCAAGGCAGCACGUAAGGUCUCUGCAAAGGACGCGGACGAGGCCCUCAAGAAGUUGCUGAAGCAAGACAAGGAAGGGACGAGAGCAGUCAAGGCUGCAAGAGAGUUUGGAAAGAAACUCGUAGAGAAGGAGGUGUUGGGAGACAGCGGAAAGGGCAAAGAGGAGGCAAAGGACGUGGCGAAGACGAGAAGGCGAGAUGAGAACGACAACGACGACUCGGAAGACGAGAAGGACAAAAAAUCGGUGAAGAACGCGUACUCUGCAACCCUCGUCCGCAGCCUUGGGUUUGAUCCGACAGCCAAAGAUGGUCGCCGGGUGGCAGAUUCUGAAGUACAGAGAAAGGUGUGGACGUUCCUGCAUCUCAUGUAUAUGCCUCAUUAA
Molecule: messenger RNA, 2019 nt
Organism: Phanerochaete carnosa HHB-10118-sp
Lineage: Eukaryota; Fungi; Basidiomycota; Agaricomycetes; Polyporales; Phanerochaetaceae
Exons: 4
Coding region: 1-2019 (672 amino acids)
Biological process (GO): DNA replication initiation; DNA replication
Cellular component (GO): replication fork protection complex; nucleus
Molecular function (GO): single-stranded DNA binding; DNA replication origin binding
Source: RefSeq, a predicted model, not a curated record